AUGGCCACUACGCGCGUAACUGCCACGCGCGUCCAAAGUGCGCGAAAUGCCUCGGCGAUCACGCGACAGCCGACUGUUCGCGGGUCAAAGAGACCGCGACAGAACCACUGAGCUGUGCUCUGCCAAAAGCAGGGUCACACGGCCAACUACCGCGGAUGCCCCAAGGCCCCGCGGAAGCGCCUGGCCAACGCGCCCCCUAAAACCGUCGGCCCAAAGACUUCGGCGCCCCGCGCGCCGAAACCUUCAUUCGUGCCGGCACCGGUGCCCACCGUCUCCGCGUGGGCUAAACCGCUGCCGCUCACGUUGGCAGGAAAACCACCGGCACCCCAGUCCCUGCUCGCGCCCCGCCCCGCCCCCGCGCCCCCCCGGCCCGCGCGCCCCCCCACAAACGUCUUUUCGUUCGUGCGUGAGAUCGUUCGCGGAAGCCAUUCGUAG
This is a messenger RNA of Bombyx mandarina (wild silkworm), 435 nucleotides long. Its product is annotated as anther-specific proline-rich protein APG-like. The record is from RefSeq and is a predicted model, not a curated record. NCBI's taxonomy places the organism in Eukaryota, Metazoa, Arthropoda, Insecta, Lepidoptera, Bombycidae.